Messenger RNA from Malania oleifera, 1890 nucleotides. Its product is annotated as aspartic proteinase-like. The record is from RefSeq and is a predicted model, not a curated record. Gene Ontology annotation, molecular function: aspartic-type endopeptidase activity. NCBI's taxonomy places the organism in Eukaryota, Viridiplantae, Streptophyta, Magnoliopsida, Santalales, Ximeniaceae. The coding region runs from base 117 to 1622 and encodes 501 amino acids. Gene Ontology annotation, biological process: lipid metabolic process; proteolysis. The transcript has 14 exons.
AUAUAUAUAUAAAGUGUCUGCGCGCAUAGAAAGGGAUAUACCAUUCUAACACUCAAGCAGCUUCCCAGUAAUCUGAGACCAGCUUUGUUCUUCAGACUACACAGGGUUCUCGUAACAUGGGGCGUGAAUAUCUUUCGGCUGUUUUCUGUUUAUGUGUACUUGCAUGCUCCUUACUCCCCACGUCCUCUGAAGGUCUGAUGAGAAUUGGUUUGAAGAAACGAAAAUUGGAUCUUAACAGUAUUAAUGCUGCUAGAAUUGCAAGAAAGGAGGGAUUAAAUGGACAUCCUAAUCUGAGGAGUUCAGAUGAAGAUAUAAUACCACUGAAGAACUAUUUGGAUGCCCAAUACUAUGGAGUGAUCGGCAUUGGCUCUCCCCCUCAGAAUUUCACAGUUAUUUUUGAUACUGGCAGUUCCAAUCUCUGGGUACCAUCAUCAAAGUGUUAUUUUUCUAUUGCCUGCUAUUUCCACUCAAAGUACAAGGCAAGCCGUUCCAGUACCUAUACUAAGAUUGGAAAAUCUUGUGAAAUACAUUAUGGGUCUGGAUCAAUUUCUGGUUUCUUCAGUCAAGAUAAUGUUAAAGUUGGGGAUCUUGCCAUCAAAGAUCAAGUCUUCAUUGAGGCUACACGGGAAGGAAGUCUUACUUUUGUUUUGGCAAAGUUUGAUGGAAUACUUGGACUCGGAUUUCAGGAAAUUUCGGUUGGGAAUGUUGUGCCUGUCUGGUACAAUAUGGUGGAGCAAGACCUUGUGAGCGAAGAAGUUUUCUCUUUUUGGCUGAACCGGGAUCCAGAGUCAAACGAAGGUGGUGAAAUUGUUUUUGGUGGUGUUGAUCCAAAACACUUCAAGGGCAAACAUACUUAUGUACCAGUAACUCGAAAGGGCUACUGGCAGUUUGAAAUGGAUGAUUUUCUUAUUGGGAACCGUUCAACAGGCUUCUGUGAGGGGGGUUGUGCUGCUAUUGUGGAUUCAGGAACAUCCUUACUUGCUGGUCCAACACCUGUUGUGACUGAAAUCAACCAUGCCAUUGGAGCAGAAGGAAUUGUGAGCAUGGAAUGUAAGGAAGUCAUUUCUCAGUAUGGAGAAAUGAUAUGGGAUCUCUUAGUCUCAGGGGUAAAACCAGGAAAAGUAUGUUCACAGAUUGGUUUAUGCUUAUUUGAUGGCGCUCAAUAUGUGAGCACUGGUAUUGAGACAGUGGUAGAGAGGGAAAGUGGGGAGGGACGGCCAGUUGGGGACAGUGCUUUGUGUGCUGCUUGUGAGAUGACCGUUAUUUGGAUCCAGAACCAGCUGAAACAGCAGGAAACAAAGGAGAAAGUACUCAGCUAUGUGAACGAGCUUUGUGGAAGCCUACCGAGUCCAAUGGGCGAAUCGGUAAUUGACUGUAACAACAUCUCAGACAUGCCAAACAUUACAUUAUCCAUUGGAAGUAAAUUGUUCAAUCUCACUCCGGAGCAGUACAUUCUUAAAACUGGAGAAGGCAUAACUACUGUCUGCCUUAGUGGGUUUAUUGCUUUGGAUGUGCCGCCUCCCCGUGGUCCUCUAUGGGUUCUAGGAGAUGUUUUCAUGGGAGCUUAUCACACUGUUUUUGACUAUGGCGAUCUCCAAAUUGGUUUUGCCGAAGCUGCUUAAUUACCAACCUCUCUGUAACUCUGUCUUUACAGUAGUCCUCGCUAUCUGCUGCUGUGUGUGAACUAAGGGAUUGUAGCUGAAGACUCUUUUUUUUUGUCAAAAAAAGUAAGUGCAUGGCGUGAGGGCAUGAUGGGUUAUGUAGUUCAUGUGUAAAUAAAGGGCUCCUUUUAAAUUGUAAUACUCAUGCUCAUUAUUGCACUCCUAUGUUUGGAUUGUUUGUUAUAUGUUAAUACAAAUUCUGGCUCUGAGGUCUGUUGCAAACACUAAA